Thamnophis sirtalis is the source of this 4369-nucleotide messenger RNA. RefSeq names its product scaffolding CK1 anchoring protein H (gene SACK1H). Gene Ontology annotation, molecular function: protein kinase binding; keratin filament binding. NCBI's taxonomy places the organism in Eukaryota, Metazoa, Chordata, Lepidosauria, Squamata, Natricidae. Gene Ontology annotation, cellular component: keratin filament. Gene Ontology annotation, biological process: positive regulation of cell migration; signal transduction; intermediate filament cytoskeleton organization. The record is from RefSeq and is a predicted model, not a curated record.
CCUUUCUUUCCACCGUCGCCGUCGGCCGACUUCGCUUCCCCUCCGCUGCUGCCCUGGGUGGAGCUUCGCACUCGCUCCGAGGUGAAUCAGGCGCCGGGAGCGCCGGGGGUGGGGACGCCGAACGCCGCCAGCCCCACAGCCUUUGAGCGCGGCAGCAGCAGCGGCCAGCCCCCACCUGUCCAGCAGGAGUAGCCGCCGGCCGGCCCCGAGACCCCGGGAAGAGGCUUCUGCUGUCAUGGCUCGCCGGUCGCAAAGCUCCUCCCAAGGGGACAACCCUCUGGAUCCCAAUUACCUGCCGCCCCACUACAAGGAGUACUACCGCCUGGCGCUGGACUUGCUGGCGGAGAAAGGCAAGGAGAGCUACCACCGGUUCCUGGUGGAGGAGGCGGCCCCGGACUUCCUCUGCCCCUCGGAGGUUGAGCACAUCACUCAGCACCUGCAGAAGCCGCAGUUCGCCUCUCAGGAGGGAGGUGGCAGCACGGACUCCAGCCCUCCAGAUGCAGACAUGGACGGUUCCUCGGGCACUUACUGGCCAAUGAACUCUGACCUGGCCGUUCCAGAGCUGGAUCUUGGCUGGCCAAUGGUCUUUGGGUUCCGGGGAACGGAAGUGACUACUUUGGUUCAGCCUCCACCCCCGGAUAAUCCCAGCAUCAAGGAGGAGGCGCGCCGGAUGAUCCGAGCUGCCCAGCAGGUGGUUGCUAUCGUCAUGGAUGUUUUCACCGAUGUGGACCUCUUGAGUGAGGUACUGGAUGCGGCUGCACGCAGAGUUCCCGUGUAUAUCCUGCUCGACGAGAUGCACGCCCAGCUCUUCCUGGACAUGGCUGCCAAAUGCAGAGUGAACCUCAACUUUGUGGAAUUCCUACGCGUGCGGACAGUUUCUGGCCCCACCUACUAUUGCCGCACGGGGAUGUCAUUCAAGGGUCACGUGAAGGAGAAGUUCUUGCUGGUGGACUGCAUGGUGGUGCUGAGUGGCAGCUAUAGCUUCAUGUGGUCAUUUGAGAAGAUCCACCGGAGCAUCGCUCAUAUCUUCCAGGGUGAGCUUGUGGCCAGCUUCGACGAGGAAUUCCGCAUUCUUUUUGCCCAGUCAGACCCGCUGGUUCCUCCGUCCAACAUUUUAGUGAGGACCGAGGCUCCGGUGGGGCCCUACAGCAUGGCCUCCUUUGCCAACAACAUGCCCUUCUUUUCAAAGAAGCCUCCCCUGCUUUUCCCCCGAGAGGACAACCUUUUCUCACCUUUUAUGGAUCGGAUUGACCCAGACAGGUAUUUCCUGUCUUCUUUUAGGAAAGACGACAUGCUGCGUCAUACUUUAGAGGGCUCGGCCAUGCGAAUGUACUCCAAAAAAAUGGAAAUGGAGAACUGCCAGGCGGACCCUGUCCGGGGCUACCUCCGUUCCAAGCAGCUGGAAAUGGACUCCUUUAAAAGACACAGCUUUGCCGAAGGCACCUUUGAGAAUUUUCAGUCCACAAAGCAGUUUUCUAAGCAGUUGUACAUGAACAACUUGGACGAAUUUAAAAUUCAGUCCAGUCAUUUUCAAAAAGAUCAGUUUUAUCAAUAUCAAUUUGAACAUCCCCAUGGAGCUAACAGGCCCCAGGGGCUUUUUGAAAGAAUCCGGGGAGGCAGAGCAGGAUUCAAUGAACCAGAAGAUUAUGCAGAUGGAUUUAGGUGUCCAGAACUGGAAUCCAAUUUCCCCCAAGAUGGGUAUCCAUUGAGGCUGGAUUAUGUGCCUUCCAAUUCUUCUAAAGAAGUGCGACACGGCUCUGAUCACCUGAAUCCAGGAGGGAACGAUCUCCUCGGUCUUCCGUCUCUAAGAAGGCAAAACAUGGGGCAGAAGUUUAUGUGCCAGACGUCGCCCACACAGAAGCAGAGCAUUGAACAGAGGCUUUUUCUGCACGACCAAGGCCAAGACGUAGAGCAAGACAAGAAGGUUCAGGAGAACAGGGCAGGGUUACGCAACUGGAGAAUUUCCUCCUACCUUAGCGGGUGUCAGUCUGACCCGGGAGAGGAAGGCCUUCCGAUGCCCAUGGAGUCGGAGACGCAUAACGAGGUACUUUGUCCUCCAGAACCCCUUACUAGAUAUCCCAGCGACCUCCUCACCACUUUCAAACCUCCGCUUCCAAAUGCCAAAGACAUUUCUGGAACCGAGAGAUUGCCAGAAGAAACCUCGGUGGUGAAACAGGAUCCCUUCCGGAGCAGGAUAAAUCCCUUGAUCCAGAGGAGUUCGCGACUUCGAUCUUCUCUUAUUUUUAGUGCUGCCAAAUUAGACCAGCAAAACUCAUCCGCUGAGAAAGUCCAAAUGGUGCAAAAAGAGCAGACCUCCACCGAAAUGACCAGGGACGCUGAAACCAUUAAAGCCACCUCUGUCUCUAAAGUGGCCGAGUUGCUGGAAAAGUACAACUCGGUGGGGAAAGACUCACAAAGCGCCACCCUCAGCCACACCAAGGCUAUGUCUGCGUUUCUCCAGGAAGAAUCCCAGAACGCAGAAAAAAAGUGCACAAAGUCAGUGCAGUACAAGAUUCUGGAGAGCCGGAUGCUGGACUCCAAGGACUCCUUCAGCCCUUACAAGCUGCACCUGGAGUCGGAGGAGCAGUUUGGAGGGUCUGCCUCAGCGAACGACGUGCUUAGCAAGGACCCCACGGUCCACGGGAGCAAUAUGACGGACAAGCUUGCUUCUCGGUUCUACCCAACAGACCCACCCAGUCUUCCAGAGAAAGAGAGCCUAAUAUUUGUGGGAGAAACUCAGAAACUUGCCGUGGCAGACAGGAAGGAAAACGUCUCUUUCAAAGGAGGAGACGGACCUGAAAGCGAAGACCACAAGCCAGCACAGGCCCCGCUCGGCACCGUCUCCUCCAAGGGCUCUGACAGCUCUCUCAGUAAGCCCGAGGAAGAAAGUUGCAAGCAGGAACAGAGCCCAAGGGAGUUUUUUAGGAAGGGGUCUCUCAAGCUAAAGCAGUUGCUAAAUCCCAAAGCUGAGAAAAAAACAGAGGAAGAAGCAGGCCUGGAGAGCUGGAAGCCCGAUAAGUUGAGCACAGGAGCCCUCAAGCGAAUGUCCCGGAGCGACUCUCAGGAGAUCAUAGAAGAGGAGAAAACUCCCAAACUGGCUGCACCGGUGCCCGUCGUCAGGGCGAACCCAGCACCUCAACCUCGGCUGCCCCCCUCCACGGCCAACGUCCUCUACAGCAGCAACCUCCGAGACGACACGAAAGUCAUUCUGGAGCAGAUUUCGGCCAACAGCCAGAAGAACCGGGCAGAGCUGGCCAGGCAGCUUCCAGCGGCUAGUAAUCCUGACCUGUCCAGGUCCGCCACAAGUUUAGAGCGCAAAGGGGACGAGAGGAACACGGGGAUUGGCAGAUCAGAAAGCUUUGGGAGCCAUAAGCGGGGCUCGCAGAGGGAGCCUUCGGAGGACCGGGAUUCUCUUCUGAAGAGGAUGGAGAGCAUGAGGAAGGAGAAGCGUGUCUACAGCCGCUUUGAGGUUUUCUGCAAGAAGGAGGAGCAAAGCGAGGAGGAAUGCGAGACGGAUGCCAAAGACAAGAAGAUGGGGAAGUUCAUGCCAAAACUCCUGGGCUCCUUCAAAACCAAAAAGUGACUGAGGAGGCUUCUAGGGAUGGCCCUGCCUGAGACCAAGGUCAAAGAAGGUACGACAAAUUCAUUGAGGAUCUCAACUCAUUGAGAACUUAUCCAGAUGCUGUACUACCUCUAUGAGCAAAACCACUUGCUCCCAUAGCCAGCCAUUGAAGGCCAAGCUCUAGAUCUUCCUGGAAAUGCUGUUCAGCAGUGGAACCACUUGCCCAGAUCUCCCCCUUCCUGGAGGCUUCCAAAUGGGGCUGGUUGGCCACCUCUCUGGAAUGAUUUGGAGGGUUUCUUCCUAAGGUCUCUCAAUGCACGCAUUCUGUGACCUUUUGUCGGACUUUCCAAAAACAUCAGUUGACUUUCAUGGACAGGAUGCUGGACCUUUGGUGCAACCUAUUUCAGGGCUCCUUGGGUAGUCUCAGGAGUCUAGUGCUUAUUAUUAGUUGGGAUUCUUCAGGUAACUUAGACUAAAUUACCACUUUAUAAGUACUUUAUAAGUACUUAGAGAAAAUGAAGGGUUUUGGCCAAGGGGCUGACACCCGAAGACAAGUUACCCGAAGACUUCCCUUGCUCAGGCCAUUGUUUCAAGAGCCAGCCUUCUUCCUCCUGAUUAUGUUCAAUUGGGCAGUACUUAAAUCUUUGAAAAAGGGCCGGCAGAAUUGUUCUAAAAGUAUUUGGGAAGAAAAGAGAGCUCAUUGGGGACGGGGACAAAUGGGUUUAUCAGUUGUCCAGAGGGCUGAUAAUUCUGCUUAAAGCAGUUAUAAAUUCUGUGACUGGAAUAAACUAUGCAAAUGUACAUAUA